AUGUACAAGUCUGAAAUAGAAACAUGUUCGACUGAAUCUGCCACAAAUGCUUCUUCCUCGCAACAUCUUGAAAUAGAAACAAGUUAUAUGUCAAACGACACAUCAAGAUUGGUAAAGAAGAAAAAGACGACCACAAAGGCAUUAGUGAAGCGUCUACUAGGUGUUGUGGGUGACUUAAGUUCUAAAGUAGACCGUGUAUUACAAAAAAAAGAUGAACCAUACACAAAUGUUGAACCAAACAGAGGGUUUCGAGAGGAGGAAGAGGUACUCAAGGUUUGGAGGGGGAAUUUGGGCCUCUACCUACGCAUGUUGAGCCUUCAUCGGAUGUGGGUGAACAUCACACAAAAGAAAUGA
Messenger RNA from Lactuca saligna, 354 nucleotides. The record is from the annotation of a GenBank genome assembly. NCBI's taxonomy places the organism in Eukaryota, Viridiplantae, Streptophyta, Magnoliopsida, Asterales, Asteraceae.